AUGAAGGCGAGAGCGUUUUUAGUGUUCGUUUUUCUGCUACUGGCGCCGUUGCACGGCGGCGCUUCAGCGGCGGCUCGCCGGAGCCUUGAAGUCAAGAGGCGCUUGGGCCGUCUGAACAAGCCGUCUGUCAAGUCCAUCAAGAGCCCAGAUGGUGAUAUCAUUGAUUGUGUCCAUAUUUCUCACCAGCCAGCUUUUGAUCAUCCCAUCUUUCAAAACCACACAAUUCAGAUGAGGCCUAGUUAUCACCCAGAGAAGUUAUUACUGACUGAGAGCAAAAAUGAAGCUGGGCCAAAGCCAAUGGCUCAGUUGUGGCACAUGAAUGGGAGAUGCCCAGAGGGCACAGUCCCCAUGAGAAGAACCAAGAAAGAGGAUCUGUUUAGAGCAAGCUCCAUCAAUAAAUAUGGGAAGAAAAACAAGAAGAGCAUGCCUAGACCAACAUCUGAUGAUGCCCCUGAGCCUAACCUUGUAAACCAAAAUGGGCAUCAGCAUGCCAUAGCCUAUGUUGAAGGAGAUGCAUAUUAUGGAGCAAAGGCAACCAUAAAUGUGUGGAAUCCUAAAAUUCAACAGUCAAAUGAGUUCAGCUUGUCCCAGCUAUGGAUUCUUGGAGGUUCUUUUGCUUCAGAUCUCAAUAGCAUUGAAGCAGGCUGGCAGGUUAGCCCAGAUUUAUAUGGUGAUAACAACACAAGACUCUUCACAUACUGGACUGUAAGUUUAAUUUGGAUCCAUCAAUACAACAAAAUAAUUAAAGGGAGCAUUUUGCAUUUGAAGAAAGUUAAACUUAAACUUAAUAACAUAGGCAAAAUUGACAAAAUUUCAGUGUGCUUCUUAAUUGUAAUUGACCCGAAAGAAGGAAACUGGUGGAUGCAAUUCGGGAACGAGCAUGUUUUAGGAUACUGGCCGGGAUUCUUGUUCUCCUACUUGUCGGAAAGUGCCUCGAUGGUCGAGUGGGGAGGUGAGGUCGUCAACUCCCAAUCGGACGGCCAGCACACCACCACCCAAAUGGGGAGUGGCCAUUUCUCUGAAGAGGGGUUUGGUAAGGCCAGUUACGUCAGGAAUAUUCAGGUCGUCGAUAGCUCUAACAAUUUGAGGGCCCCAAAGGACAUCGGUAUUUUCACCGAGCAGUCGAGCUGCUACAACGUGCAGCUCGGCAACAAUGGGGGGUGGGGCAACUUUUUCUACUAUGGUGGGCCCGGGAGGAACAUUGAUUGUCCGUGA
This is a messenger RNA of Striga hermonthica, 1215 nucleotides long. Lineage: Eukaryota; Viridiplantae; Streptophyta; Magnoliopsida; Lamiales; Orobanchaceae. The record is from the annotation of a GenBank genome assembly.